This is a messenger RNA of Nannospalax galili (Upper Galilee mountains blind mole rat), 2365 nucleotides long. RefSeq names its product adenylate kinase 7 (gene Ak7). The record is from RefSeq and is a predicted model, not a curated record. Gene Ontology annotation, biological process: nucleobase-containing compound metabolic process. NCBI's taxonomy places the organism in Eukaryota, Metazoa, Chordata, Mammalia, Rodentia, Spalacidae. The coding region runs from base 47 to 2365 and encodes 772 amino acids. The transcript has 18 exons. Gene Ontology annotation, cellular component: cytoplasm. Gene Ontology annotation, molecular function: ATP binding; AMP kinase activity.
CAACCAACCGGACGCUUUCACCUUAGCAACCAGCACAGCUCCCACCAUGGCUGAAGAGGAAGUUGCUGCCCCAAAAGAGAAAGUUCUCCGGAUCCAGAGGCUAUUCAUAAACCUGCUGGACACCUACAGCAGCGGAAACAUAGGAAAGUUCCUAGCUAACUGUGUAGCUGGCGCCUCACUCAAGGAGAUUGCAGAAGAGGAGGAAGAGGAAGAUGAAGCAAAGUCAGCAGCCCCAGAAUCUUCCUCAGGCAAAGUGAAGGAAGGCACUUUCCAAAUUGUGGGCACCUUGUCCAAGCCAGAAAGUAUCCAGCCUGACUUUGCUGUGGAGACGUACUCGAUGAUCUCUAGAGAAGACCUUCGCACACGCCUGCUGGAGUGUGAUGUUGUCAUCUAUAACAUCACUGAGCACACACAGCAAGUGGAGGAAGCCAUAUGGGCAGUCUCCGCACUGAAUGAAGAAGUUGGACAUUUUGAAAAGCAGAAGGUGUUUAUUUUGUUGUCCACGGUGAUGACCUGGGCAAAAUCGAAACCUCUGGACCCUGAUGAUACUGACAUUCCGUUUACAGAAGAGGAUUAUCGAAGACGAAAGCACCAUCUUAACUUUCUGGACCACAUCAAUGCUGAGAAAAUAGUUCUCAAAUUUGGAAAAAAUGCCAAAAAGUUUGCAACUUAUGUAGUGGCUACAGGACUUCAGUAUGGAGUGGAAGGGGGCAUCUUGCAUGCCUUUUUUAAGAUGGCUUGGCUGGGCGAGAUGCCAGCGCUACCUGUUUUUGGAGAUGGAACAAACGUAAUUCCGGCCAUUCAUGUUCUUGAUCUCGCAGGGAUGGUGUUUUGGACCUUGGCGGGGGUUGGGGAGGAUUUGCAGGCCUUGGAACACAGAGGUGGCUUCUUCAGAGCCCUGCAGCCACUUGACCUGCAUUUUCCACACUCACCAAGCCUCCCAGCCAUGUCCAGGCAGGUCCCUGGGGCCUUGUUAGCAGAUCCUGACCCAAGCACCAGGUGGGCAGCUGGUUUGGCUGUUUGUGCAGCGGGAGCUCUGAGCUCUAUGUUUUACUGUGCCCUGCAGUGCAUCAGUAAAAAUACCGGCCCUGGGAAAGUCCAGAAAGUUCCCAAAGAAAAUGCUUUUCUAACCAAGGACUUGACACAAGAACAACUUGACCAUUUACUGGUCAACUUGAGGAUGGAAGCUCUGUUUGUGAAGGAGAAUUUUAACAUCCGAUGGGUCGCCCAAACUGGUUUUGUGGAAAAUAUCAACAACAUCCUCAAAGAGUACAAGCAGAGCAGAGGAUUACUGCCAAUCAAGAUCUGUAUUCUCGGUCCUCCUGCUGUGGGAAAAUCCAGUAUUGCUGAAGAAUUGUCCAAACACUACAAACUGCAUCACAUUAAGUUGAAAGAUGUGAUUUCUGAAUCCAUUGCGAAACUGGAGUCGACUGUUGCACCCCAGGAGAUUGUGGAAGGAGAUGAAGAAGGUGAAGAGGAGGAAGAGGAGGAGAAUGUGGAAGAUGCCCAGGAGCUCCUAGAUGGCAUCAAGGAGAGCAUGGAGCAGAAUGCAGGUCGGCUAGAAGAUCAGUAUAUCAUUAGAUUUGUGAAAGAAAAGCUCAAAUCUAUGCCUUGUAGGAACCAAGGUUACAUUUUGGAUGGAUUUCCAAAGACAUAUGACCAAGCAAAAGACCUGUUCAACCAGGAAGACGAGGAAGAAGAAGAAAUCAGAGGCCGAAUGCUCCCCUUUGAUAAGUUAAUUACACCUGAAUUUGUGUGUGGCCUGGAUGCCUCUGACGAGUUUCUGAAAGAGCGGGUGAUGAACCUCCCUGAGAGCGUCGUGGCAGGGACCCACUACAGCCAGGACCGGUUCCUCCCGUCCCUAAGCAACUACAGGGACAUCAAUACCGACGAUGAGACCGUCUUCAACUACUUUGAUGAAAUCGAAGUCCACCUAAUACACAUUGAUGUAGGAAAACUUGAAGACGCUCAGAACAGACUUGCUAUCAAACAGCUCAUUAAAGAGAUUGGGGAGCCUCGAAAUUAUGGUUUAACGGAAGAGGAAAAGGAAGAAGAGGAGAAGAGGGCUGUGGAGGAACGCCUGGCCAAGGAGGCUGCCGAGGAGGCAGAACGUGAACGCAAGGAGGCUGUGGAAAUGGCAGAGAAGAUAGCUUGCUGGGAGGAGUGGAGUAAACGACUAGAGGAAGUGAAGAGAGAGGAGAGGGAGCUGCUGGAGGCUCAGUCCAUCCCCUUGAGAAACUACUUGAUGACUUAUGUGAUGCCCACACUGAUGCAGGGACUGAACGAGUGUUGUAAGGUCAGACCUGAUGACCCUGUUGAUUUUCUGGCAGAAUAUCUUUUCAAGAACAAUCCUGAAAUGCAGUGA